Molecule: messenger RNA, 612 nt
Organism: Letharia lupina
Lineage: Eukaryota; Fungi; Ascomycota; Lecanoromycetes; Lecanorales; Parmeliaceae
Exons: 5
Coding region: 1-612 (203 amino acids)
Source: RefSeq, a predicted model, not a curated record
AUGAUUCCGAGGCUCAAAACACCCUCUCAAAUAAGCAACACUGACAGCGAAAUUGGAAUCAAGACUGCGCAAAUUGCGGAUACACUGUGGCACCAGGCCGUGGAAGCUGAAGAUCACGCGGAAAGACUUGAAAGCGUGUACCGCGUGGGCAGUUUGUAUUCAUUAGUAGAGAGUGUAGUGAGUGGUGCUCUCGCGGCAUUAGCAGGGCAAACGAUGGGAGAGGAGGCAUUGUACGUGACCGUCAUGGCGAGUGAAGAUCUGAUAGACUGGGAAGCAUUCAAAAUUACUGCUAACGAGCUCGGCUUCACUACCGUUCCCAGUGAAAAGCCAACAAUCUCCGCUCCCACGACGGAUCUUUCAACUCCUGACAUCGUCAACACGACCUCCCAUACGGAAGCUUCCCACGACAAGGUAAUGCGAGACCUGCACACCCUUCUUCUCGAGACCGAAGUUCGCGAGGUCAUCUUGUCUGACCGAGCAUGGACCAUCCGAAGGACAUUCGGUGAAAGUGCAUGUCUGGAGAAGGCCGCAGAUGGAACAUUGAAGCACGCUCGAGGAUAUCCAAAGGUUAGACAACUAAAAAAGCGAGGUGUUUUAGCAGAAUUCGAAUGA